CAAUGGCUCUGCCGGCAGAGCCGAGCGGUGCGGCGGGGAGGCGGCGGCCGGGACCAUGGCGACGGGCGGCGGGCAGGGCCUGCCCGCCCUGCUGCUCCUCCUCCUCCUCCGGCUGUGCGAGGUGAGCGGCCGGGAGCCGGCGUGUCCCCGGCCCUGCGGCGGGCGCUGCCCGGCCGAGCCGCCGCGCUGCGCCCCGGGGGUGCCCGCCGUGCUGGACGGGUGCUCCUGCUGCCUGGUGUGCGCCCGGCAGCGCGGCGAGAGCUGCUCCCCGCUGCUGCCCUGCGACGAGAGCAGCGGCCUCUACUGCGACCGCGGCCCCGAGGACGGCGGCGGGGCCGCCGGCAUCUGCAUGGUGCUGGAGGGAGACAACUGCGUGUUUGACGGGAUGAUUUAUCGCAACGGGGAGACGUUCCAGCCCAGCUGCAAGUACCAGUGCACCUGCCGGGACGGACAGAUCGGCUGUCUGCCCCGCUGUAACCUGGACCUGCUGCUUCCCGGCCCCGACUGUCCUUUCCCCAGAAAAAUCGAAGUCCCUGGCGAGUGCUGUGAGAAGUGGAUCUGUGACCCUAAAGAUGAAGUGAUUCUGGGAGGUUUUGCUAUGGCUGCCUACAGACAAGAGGCCACACUCGGGAUCGAUGUGUCGGAUUCAAGUGCCAAUUGUAUUGAGCAGACAACAGAAUGGAGUGCUUGUUCCAAAAGCUGUGGAAUGGGCUUCUCUACCCGUGUUACCAACAGAAAUCAACAGUGUGAGAUGGUGAAGCAGACACGGCUUUGCACGAUAAGACCUUGUGAAAAUGAAGAGCCAUCUGAUAAGAAAGGGAAGAAAUGUAUCCGAACAAAGAAGUCCCUGAAAGCUGUUCGCUUUGAAUACAAGAACUGCACUAGUGUGCAGACAUACAAACCUCGUUACUGUGGCGUCUGCAAUGAUGGGCGAUGCUGUACGCCACAUAACACCAAAACGAUUCAAGUUGAGUUUCGCUGUCCUCAGGGCAAAGUCCUAAAAAAGCCAAUGAUGUUGAUCAACACCUGUGUCUGUCAUAACAACUGUCCUCAGAGUAACAAUGCUUUCUUCCAGCCAUUAGAUCUGACAUCUAGCGAAGCAAAAAUAUGAAAAGCAUAAAUUAGGUAGCGCGAAAGGUAUAAAUAGUUUAUACAAAACUUGACCCACAAUCAGGUGAAUGUAACAAUUACUUAUGUAAAAUAUCUAAGAUGUUUUUCAAAACAGUCUAGGUGCUUUCUUUUUUCCUGUAGCUUAUUAAAUACCUCACUUUACAUUUUCCCUCUCCAAAUGUCUUUUAUUCACUUGAAGGAAAUUUUGUACCUUGGACAGAGCCUUCUUUUUUCUUGACAGUGGCAUAGAUUACAAAGCGAACAGCUCGACUUUCUCCUUGAGUUAAGGGGAUCAUGCCACGAGUUUCAGUAGCUGUAAGACUGGGCUCUUCAAGAGUAAAUGGAUUCCUUGGGGAAUGCGUGAUACCAUGUUACAUAAGCUUCCAGGUUCUUUACUUUACAUAAUGCAUAUAAACGCUUAAGCAGUGUUUUUUUCCAUUCUAAUGAAACUCUGUUUCUGAUGACAGUAAAAAUCUUACUGAUGAAAUUGUUGCAUUCUUUGUCUUACAAAACACUUUCUAUCUAUACCUCUGACUUUCUCUGAGGAGUAAGUUUACAUAUAGCCCCUGCAAUGACAUAGCUAAGAGCUCUUAUCCUGAAGCACAGCAGAUUGAUAACUGACAGCAAUUAAAUUUCUCUUUAGUAACUUCACUAGCAGUCUAAUCCAAAACCCACUGAAGUCAGUGUCUUAGGAGAACUCGGUUCUAACCAAGGUGUGUCUGUAGAUAUAACUAUUUGGAUGCAAAAAUAAAAUUUCUGUAAAUUCCUCUAAAAUACUAACUGUAUCAUAUGGUGCUUCAUUUCUUAGAAAGGUGUAUAUGUAAAUAGAAACUGUAUAUAUUGUAAUAUAACUUUACUAAGUAAAUAAACUUUAUGUGAUUCAAAAUA
This is a messenger RNA of Harpia harpyja (harpy eagle), 1998 nucleotides long. RefSeq names its product cellular communication network factor 3 (gene CCN3). Bases 56 to 1111 code for a protein of 351 amino acids. The transcript has 5 exons. Gene Ontology annotation, biological process: signal transduction; cell adhesion. Gene Ontology annotation, molecular function: integrin binding; heparin binding. Gene Ontology annotation, cellular component: extracellular matrix; extracellular region. The record is from RefSeq and is a predicted model, not a curated record. NCBI's taxonomy places the organism in Eukaryota, Metazoa, Chordata, Aves, Accipitriformes, Accipitridae.